AUGGCGAGAAGUAGAUCAAGAAGUUUUAUUACUACUGAAAAACCAACUACUUACGAUGAAGACCAAUUUGCCCUACCAAACUUAAAUUCUAAUUGGGUGUACUAUAAAGGUGCUUGGUUAGUUCAUAUUAUUCUGAUUAUUUGCGUCAAGAUUUUGCUUAGUAGUGUUCCUGGAGUAUCUUCUGAAACUAGUUGGACAUUAACCAAUCUGUCAUAUAUGCUCGGCAGUUUUGUGAUGUUUCAUUGGGUAAAAGGAGUUCCAUUCGAUUUUAAUUCGGGAGCCUAUGAUGGAUUAACAUUAUGGGAACAAAUCGAUAAUGGAGCACAAUUUACUCCCGCUAAAAAAUACCUUACAGCUUUACCAAUUGGAUUAUUUUUACUUAGUACACAUUAUACACAUUAUGAUGCAAUUACUUUUUUGGUCAAUUUUACAUUUUUGGCAGUGGUAAUUAUAGCAAAAUUACCCCAAUUGCAUAAAGUUCGUUUAUUUGGAAUCAAUAGACUUGAAGUCGAAUGA
Molecule: messenger RNA, 516 nt
Organism: Rhizophagus irregularis DAOM 181602=DAOM 197198
Lineage: Eukaryota; Fungi; Glomeromycota; Glomeromycetes; Glomerales; Glomeraceae
Biological process (GO): ceramide metabolic process; sphingolipid biosynthetic process; intracellular sphingolipid homeostasis
Cellular component (GO): endoplasmic reticulum membrane
Source: RefSeq, a predicted model, not a curated record